This is a messenger RNA of Cladocopium goreaui, 4416 nucleotides long. Lineage: Eukaryota; Dinophyceae; Suessiales; Symbiodiniaceae. The record is from the annotation of a GenBank genome assembly.
AUGGAUGCGGUGAAGAAAAGAAGCCUAAAAAGAGCCAUCAAACGUGCCCAGCGCGAUGGCACCUGCUGGUACAGAGGCAAAUGCUACACGGCUGGUGACUUCAAAACGACUGCUGUGCCUGCAGCAACUGCUGCUGAUCAUGCCCAUGUAAAGCCGAGACCCACUCCUGCGGUCUCUGAUCAAUCCAAAUGCAACGCCCGACAUCAGAAUAAGCGCUACCUGCGCUAUUUGUGUUGGAACGGAGGUGGCCUGAGCCAACAUCGCCUGGACGAACUGAAACUCUGGUGUCGAGGUCAAUGCAUUGACAUUUUGAUUAUCCCGGAGACCAGAUGGCAAUUUUCCAACGAGUGGAGUGAUCCUCAUUGGAUGCAUGUGCAUUCUGGGCAUCCGACACAGACAGGAAUGUCCUUCUUUUGGCAGGAGAUUUCAAUUGCAGCCUUCCUGCGGCUCAUGGCCACGUGGGAUGUGAUGGCUUCCUAUGGCAUCGGACUCAUCAUCAGGUUGAGAAGGCAUUGGAUUCCACCACAAGCGACGGACACCACAUCAGGCAUCUCUGCACAACAACGGGCUGCUGGCAGACUGGCCCAUGCUGCACAAACCAAAGAGUGGCACGAGUUCAUGACGGCCUCAGCUGAGCGUAUUGAUGCCUAUCUUGCCCAGGCUGAUCCAAGGGAUCCCAACCUUUUUUCUGAAUUGCAUCAGAUUGCAGGGAAUGUUUUCAAUGCUUCCUUUCCAUCCUUGCCUCGACAGACUGCUGACACCCCUGUGGCAAUCAUGCAUGAAUUUGUGCGCUGUACCUGGAAGGGAUCUCCAACUGUCCCCAAAGUGCCUUGUGACAUGACAGGACUUCCGUUCACCUUAGAGGAGCUCAGCCGGGCGCUGCGCGAGAUACCCAUCUCCAAGGCUGUUGCCAAGCCUUUCAGCCCUGGUCUGAUUUGGCAUGCUCACUCGCACCUUUUAGCGGGACAUUUGUACAGAAUUUUGCAACAGCUCUGGACGCAAGCUGAGCCAGUAGUCCCAGCUUGCUGGAGAGACGCCUGGCUUUUGCUCAUCCCGAAACCAUUGAAGAAACCAAGUCAUCCGGGCUCCUUGAGGCCCUUGGCGCUCCAGGAACCUAUAGGAUUGACCAUCAACACUUCCAAAUCAGCAAUUCUCCUCACCAUGGGUGGCACCAGCUACCGCCAUGUCCGUUCGGCACUGACCUCUCGCGAUCAUGAAGGAGAAUGGAUCAAAAUCAGAGGAUGCGUGCAGGAGUUUGUGCUUCCGGUUGUCAAGCAAACCAAAUAUCUUGGCACCCUGAUUAGCUAUCAGCAGUUUGAACUUGCCACCACCAGACACAGAUUGAGCCUUGCAAAACUUGCCUUCAACCGCCUGAAGCGCUGGCUCACCGCCAGACGGGGUCUUGCUGCAGAUGCACGCAUGCGAUUGUGGACAACAUGUGUACUUCCAAUUUUGACAUAUGGCAUUUUCACUGUCGGCCUCACCAAAACCUGUUUGCAGCUGCUGCAGCAGACCAUGUUUUCGAUGCUGCGACAAGUUCAUCAUGAUCAUGCUUUUACCACAGGUAGGACACAUGCAGAUGCACUGACAUUUCAUAACCUUGAAUCCCCGCUGCGGUUGCUAUGGAGAGCUGCUGACUCUCUGCAUCGGUCUGUUACCAAGCCCCCCUUGUAUCGGCAUGCAGAUGAUCUGAGCACUCAACUGGAUUGGACACCCUUGCAAAGCAUGAAGGAUUUGAUCCAGCAUGAACUUGACCUAGGUUUGGUAGUCCACGGACCUGUGAUGCCAGGAGACGAGGCUGACACUGUGGCUUUGCGCACUGCCCGACCUGUGGCACCAUUUCCUGAGCAGUCGAUGAGCCAGCCUGCCACUCGGACUGCUGAUACCCAGCCUGCAGGAUCAACUUUGAAGUUGACCAAGCAUGAGAUGGAUGCGAUUCACCGCCAUGAGUUUGGACCCCGUUUGCUGACCCUGAUUCACCAGCGUCGCUGGCCUGACCUGCUGCGUGAACGGGCUGGCCUUCGUAGCCACAUCAACCAGGGGCGCUGCUUGCAAUAUGACCCAGAUGCCUCUACAAUGCCUUCAGCAGUCUUGAGCACAUGGAAAUCAGCUUGCUGCAAUGGACAGUUUGAGUCAAUUUUGUCGGACUCCCGCAACAGGAUGAGAUUGACACUGCAUUGCCAAUGCUGUCCCAAACGAUGCACUCGAUCUGCGGACCUGUCGGCCCACUUGCAAAGUUCUCACUCCAGCCUUUGGAAUGAGGCCAAACCGUUGGUGCACUACAUGGUCCAGAGGUACUACAAGACCUUGGGCUGCAUUUGCAACCCGUCUUGCAAUGUGGUUCGACUGCAACAUAUAUGCCUGCCAUUUUGGCAACUGGCAAUGCAAUUCCACCGGCUUCCCAUGGCCAUCUUCAUGCCGGCCAAGCUGACCAUGACCGAACUAGCCAGGGCUCUCCCACAGCACAUUCCUGCUGAUUUGCGCUGCACAGUGGAACAGGCUCUCUUGCGGUACGACCUUGGGACGCUCUGGACAGAUGCCUUGCUUUUGGAUGCCUGCAGCAGCACUUGCUUCUUUUGUGGCAUUGACCUGCUGGCGAUGGAUCUUUUCUAUCAUUUGCAUGAGGCACACCAGGGAAUGCAUCCGGUUGUAAAGACAUAUGUUGCACAACUGCUUCAACAUGCCAUGGAUCACAGUGACAAUGAUUGUGCCUGUUUUGCAUGUGGCCAGAUUUCAAUACACCGGCUGUUGAGCCUGCGUCCCAAACCUGCCCAUCCAGACAGCAGCUGGUUCAAGCUCACUUGCGAGCUCAGUGUCCGAGCAUUUUGCAACUUGCGUUAUUGCUCACACACGUUCAUCAUGGAACUCCAAGAUUGGCAGAUGGGCCAAGAGGGAGCCUUGAGCCAGAUGCUGCAGACCUUCCAAAACCUGGCGCCGAUGCUGGACACAGGGCUGAAGCUUUCUCCCAACCCAGCGGCACCCAAACGACAACGCAGACAGGACGGGGCCAUAAAGCCAAAGGAAGAAAGCUCUCAGCAGGGGCACGGGCAAGACGCCCAUCUCGACCAACAAAAACUGCUGAUCCUGAUGGCCAAGCUGCUGCUUCGGGUGGACCGAGACUUGCAGGUGAUCCAUCGAGAGACAACAUUCAUCUUCUACUUCAGCUGCAAGGAUCCAAAGGGCGUUCUCCCACUGAUGCUGCAAGAGGCGGAGACCUGGCAUCAAGCAUCCACGGAGAAUGCAUCGACGUGGAAGAGACCCCUGCGCCAGGUUUUGCUCCAGACCCUGCUCACAGCGCUGACGACUCGGGUCCACAAGCUUCUGGAGGCCCCGGAGGAUUCCCCACUGAUGGAGGCGGCCAAGAGCUCCAGGAUUCUCUUGGAGAACAAGACCAUACCAUUCAUGGAAUGGAACCCGCAGGAACAGAAGCUCCAGGUCUCACAGAAGACGCCCGUCAGUCUGGCCAAAAUGAGCGAGCACUGUCUGGAACUCCAGGACGGCUUCAAGGAUCCAACCUUGAUUCAGAAGUUCCACUCACUGCCGGCAAAACCGGACUCAGCAGUGACACCAUGGAGACUUCAGAUGUCAUCCCGGGAGGCCAGGACCUACGAACUCAUGCUCCAUCUUGCGUACUCCCAGGUCUGGACGCUCUUGGCCACCAGUCUCAAGCAGCACAACCUGUACCAGAGUUCCCUGGCGGCCACCAUCGAGCAGAAUCUGGGACUCCGCCCCAAGGGACAGGGGAAAGGGAAGCAGAAAGGGAAGGGUCACAAGGCCAACCAGGCCAAACCAGUGGAUGGGAUGCACACGGCUCUGCUCCAUCCGACCACCUGUAUCUGCGUUCACGUGGACAGAUGCGUGAUGGGCCCAGAUAUGACAGUUCACAAGUGCCUGAGCAGGAUUCAGCUUGAUGAAGAGUGUUUCUUUCCGGUCUUUGCAGAUGGGACGAUUCAGAGUGAUUUUCAUGCCUACACUGUCAUUGCGGCAAUGGCUCAUCUGGGACAUGAUGGCUCCGGGCAUUACAGGGCUGCUUUGCGUCUUCGUCCCAUGGUCCAAAAUCACACAAAUCCCAUUCAAUGGCUGGUCACAGAUGACUGGCGUGCACCGGAGGCGGUCUGGACCCUCCAAGAUUGGUUGCUUGAGAAUGUGACGUUGGUUUGGCUGGCGAGAUCAGAUUCCAUUCGCCUGCCAUUUUACCGACAGGACAUGCAGCUGCCUCGAACCUCAGUUCCGAGUGAAUACACCAGCACUGGCGCUUUGUCUGUGUGGGGAUGGACCUUCACAAUCUUCUGCACCUGGACUGGUUUCGUCCUCCUCUUUGUGGGCAUCUGUUGGGUCAUCAGCCUUCCGCGGAAAGUCGCAGCACAGUGGAGAACCAUUCGUCGGCGACGAACCCCGAGUGAGACUUUGGUGUAG